Xiphophorus couchianus (Monterrey platyfish) is the source of this 4918-nucleotide messenger RNA. It is a transcript of the gene wdr62, whose product is annotated as WD repeat domain 62. Gene Ontology annotation, molecular function: protein binding. The coding region runs from base 682 to 4773 and encodes 1363 amino acids. The record is from RefSeq and is a predicted model, not a curated record. Gene Ontology annotation, biological process: centriole replication. NCBI's taxonomy places the organism in Eukaryota, Metazoa, Chordata, Actinopteri, Cyprinodontiformes, Poeciliidae. Gene Ontology annotation, cellular component: mitotic spindle. The transcript has 32 exons.
AUUUUCCAUUAAUACAGAAAAUGAACCUCUAAACGUUACAUCACUGACAGGCGGCGGUGUAUAUGUUUCCUAACUGUGGCUAAAGCUGCUGCUAGCUGGUUUACUCAUGAUCAGAGGCUGGUUCCUUUGAAUACAGUUGGAGAAUGGUAAAUUGACAAUGACUUAUAACGGUUAUCUAGCACGUAAACACUGUUUUAUAAAACACAGAAAGUGAACCUCUAAACGUUACAGCGCUGACAGAGAGUAUAUUUUUCCUAAAUGUGGCUAAAGCUGCUGCUAGGUGGUUUACUCUCCGAUCGGAGGCUGUUUAUUUUAUACACAGAUAGAGAAUGGUGAAUUUACAAUGAUUAGUAACAGCUAUCUAACACUUAAAUGCUGUUAUUAUUAAACUUACCUUUUAUUAUAUCCUUAAGAUUAUGAGAAUGCGGGAAGUUUUCAGCUUGGUUCCCAAGGCAAAAUCACACCGGAAGUAAAGAUACCCAGUUUUGAGUUAUGGCGGCCAUUGUCUGACGUCACUGUGAAAAGGGUCUAUUGGCUGGUUGUUCAGUCAGUGGGCGGGGCUCAGUUUGAACCUCAGUCCCGCCGCCUACAUCGGUAUCAAAUUUCCUGCUGCCAUCAUGGCGACCAGCAGAAGCUUGUUGUGAACAAAACUUUCUGAACCAAUUUAGCGCACUUGCCGGUAUGGCUGAUAGAACGGAGAGGAGGAGGCAGCCAGCGGGGCGGAAGAGCCGGCAGAGCCAGCCGAGGAAAAGCUCCAGCGCCCGGGUGUCUCUGGAAAAGGUUCUUGGGAUCAGCCCGGUGGUCAGCAGCUUCCUGACCUCUGACCCUAACUCUGGCCGUAUUGCGUAUCCUGCAGGGUGUGUGGUGGUUCUGUUGAGCCCACAGAGCAACAAGCAGGAUCACAUCAUCAACGCCUGCAGGAAGCCCUUCACCGCUCUGAGCUUUUCUCCUGACGGGAAGCACCUGGUGACCGGAGAGAGCGGCCACAUGCCCUGUGUCCGGGUGUGGGAGGUGAGUGGAGGCCAGGUGGCCGAAGUCCAGGCCCAUAAGUACGGCGUGUCCUGCGUGGCGUUCUCCUGCAGCGGCUCCUAUGUGGUCUCUGUGGGGUUCCAGCAUGACCGGAUCGUCAGUGUGUGGGACUGGAAGAAAGGCUCCAUCAUCGCCACCAACAAGGUGUCCAGCAGAGUCUUCUCCGUCUCCUUCUCCCAGGACAGCAGCUACUUCGUUACCGCGGGAAACCGACACGUAAAGUUCUGGGACCUGGACGGCUCCAAGGACCGGCGGGUGAACAGCACCGUGCCGCUGAUUGGUCGGUCCGGGUUGCUAGGCGACCAUAAGAACAGCGUGUUCUGCGGAGUGGCGUGUGGGCGGGGCCAAGCUGCGAGCAACACGUACUGCGUCACCGCCGCCGGGGUCCUGUGUCUGUUCAACGGCAGACGGCAGCUGGAGGCCUGGGUGGACCUGAAGACGGCGGCGGCGAGCGGCCUGGCGGUCAGCGAGGACUGGGUGUUCUGCGGCUGCGCAGACGGAGUGAUCCGGGUUUUCCGGCCGGCCGACCUGGAGUACGUGGGAACGCUGCCGCGGCCGCACCGCCUGGGCGUGGAUCUGACUCGGAGCGCGCCGCACAGCAGCCCACCUCCCGCCGGCUCCGAGGCGGCGCAUCCCGACACCCUGGCGCUGACCUUUGACCCCAGAGGGCAGCGGCUCAGCUGCGUGUACACGGACCACAGCGUGUACGUCUGGGACGUGGCGGACGUGAAGAACGCCGGAAGGGUGCACUCGGCUCUGUACCACAGCAGCUGCGUGUGGAACAUCCAGGUUUAUCCGGAGCUGCAGGAUCCGUCUCAGGCCUGCCUGCCUCCAUCAUCCUUCCUCACCUGUUCCUCUGAUAACACCAUCAGGCUGUGGCACUCUGACGCCCCCAUCAGGCAGAGGAACCAGUACAGCCAGGACCUGCUGAAGAUCCUGUAUGUGGGGGAAGACGUGCAGCCCCUGCAGGCGGCGGGCGAGCGGGCCGAGGCCGACGGGCCGGACGGGAAGGCCGGGAUCCGGGUGCUGGGAAUCAGUCCGGACGGGAAGCACCUGGCGGCCGGAGACCGCUGUGGGAACCUGAGGAUCUUUGACCUGGAGAGCCUGACUGAGCAGCUGAAGAUCGAGGCUCACGACUCCGAGGUUCUCUGUUUGGAGUUUUCUCCUUUGUCCUCAGGAGUGAAGCUGCUGGCCUCAGCCAGCAGAGAUCGACUCAUCCACAUCUUCAACCAGGAGAAGAACUACAACCUCCAGCAGACCCUGAACGACCACUCCGCCUCCAUCACCGCCGUCAAGUUCACCGGUCAGAGUCCAGAGGUCCAGCUGGUGAGCUGUGGAGCCGACAAGAGCAUCUACGUUCAGACGGCCGAGCAGACGCCGGACGGGUCGCUGUUCUCCCGGCGCCACCAUGUGGUGGAGAAGACCACGCUGUACGACAUGGACCUGGACCCGACCGGAACGCGCGUCUCUGUGGCGUGUCAGGACAGGAACGUCAGAGUUUACAGUGUGGAGACGGGGAAGCUGGAGCGCAGCCUGAAGGGCUCGGCGAGCGACGAGGGAGCCCUGCUCAAGGUUCACUCGGACCCGUCCGGAUCGUUCUUCGCCACCAGCUGCUCUGAUAAGAACAUCACCAUCUUUGACGCGGAGACCGGCGAGUGCGUCGCCACGCUGUUCGGUCACUCAGAGCUGGUCAGCUGCAUGCGGUUCAGCCAGGACUGCAGACAUCUGAUCUCAGCGUCCGGAGACAGCUGCGUGUUUGUGUGGCGCCUGGACCCCCAGAUGAGCAGCACCAUGAGGAAGAGGCGGGCCCCGGGGCCGAAUGGCCCUCGGCAGCCCAGCAUCAGGAGGGAGACCUUCAUCACCGUCCCCGUCUCCCAGCUGCCUCUGGCGGAGGACAAGGAGGAUCAGCGGACCCCCGGGAGACCGGAGCCCCCUGCUGAGACGAUGCUGCUGGAGACCAACGGGAAGAUGCCCAUGUGGUUCCGGAAGCUGGUGGACGCCGAGGCUUCGUCCGUCGACCAAUCGGAGGCGGAGCCCAGCCAAGUGCGCAGCCGGUGGGCGGAGCCUCUGAACCCGCUGGCCUUCUGCUCCGGCCUGAACGCCAGCCAUGAGGAAGAGGAGGAGGAAGAGUUCCACCCUCAGAGCCUGGACAGCCUGCUGGGAGAGGAAGAGGAGGAGGUGCUGCAGACGGCCAGGGGAAACCAGACCUUCAUCCUCCAGUCUGACGGCAGCACCGCCCUGUCCGACAGGGACUUCAAGGUGGAGGCCGGGGCCGAUCCUGCGCUGGAGGUCAGAGGUCAGGGGGCGGAGCCUGUGUGGAGGACGCACCCCAGUCCGGACUCGGCCUGCUCCGAAGGGUCGACAGGAAGUCUGGAGCCGCAGCACGACACCGACACCGACUCCCUGAGCCAGAGCAGCUCUGUGGGCAGUUUGGGUCCGGAGGACGACGAGGACCGGAACUCUCUAAAGAACCACUUUGAGAGUUUGGCCUCCAGUCUGGCUGAAGAACGCUUCGAUGCGGACCUGACGGCGCUGCGGCCGGCCCAGGAGAAGCCCUUCCUGAACCCGCGCCUCAGCAUCUCCACCCGCUUCCUGUCCCGCUUCCAGGACCGAGUCCGGUCCAUUCCCCGCGGCCCGGCGCCCCCCGAGCGCCGCACUGACACAGAGGCGGGUCUGGUGUGCUCCAGGGUCCGACCCGGCCGGAUCACAGGCAGGAUCUCUGAGGAGAGCAACUCAAACCCGAAGAUCGGAUCAAAACUCCAGAUGAGAUCCGAGCCCAGCGGCGCCAUCGGGUUUCUGGGUUCGACUCUGGAAGAAAACGCUGAUGGAGGGAGUGUUGGUGUGACCGCAGUGGGAGGUAGAGCGGUGCUGGGUAGCAGAGCUUCCUGUGGGAUUUCCCAUGAGCCCCGGCGGCGGGCGGCCCGCAGACGACACACGGUGCUGGUGCUGCGGUGCAGGAAGACGCUGGGAGACGUCACGUCCAGAACUGCCAACAGCUGCGCUUCGUCUUCAGUAACGGAGGAGUCCCGCCUCGCGUUCCUGGACAUCUCCAAACCCGCCUGCUGCCCCCUGGAGGAGAACAAGGAGAACCAACAAAUCAUGCCCACAUCCCAACAGGCUCCGCCCACAUCCCAACAGGCUCCACCCACAUCGCAGCAGGAGCAGGGCAGCAGCUUGCAGGUUUUGGCCACGCCCCCUGCAGUGACAUCACUGCGCGCCGGCAGCCUCGACGAGACGCCAACCAAUCCCAACAGGACACUAAUCCAGAGCCCCGCCCCCCCAGCGCCACCUGGGGGAUGGAAAGGGGCGGAGCCAGCAAGUCCGACUGAUCCAGAUGUUUCUGCUGCACCUGAUUCGUCGGUCUUUGCCCCGCCCACUUCCUCGUCCCCCGUGUCAGAGAGGCUCCGCCCCCAGGCAGACAGUGGCACCUGUCGGACAGGUGAAGAGGGGGCGGAGCCUGUCAGCCUGCAGCAGUGUCAGCAGGCCGCCAUGGCUCUGCGCCAGGCAACACAGCGAGCCGUCCUCCUGUUCCGCCAGCAGGUUUUCGGCUCUGAGGGAUCAGAAAGCUGCUCCGUCCUGCAGGAAGCCGCCAUCGCCGCUCACAGGGAGCUGCAGGCUGUGCUGCCGGCGCCGUGCAGCGGCGCCCCCUCUGGUCAGACGCAGGAUGAGCAGAUGAUGUCACUCCUGGAGAAAUACUCUGAGCUCCUGGUUCAGAUGACUCAAAACAAACUGAAUAAAAUCUGAACGGUACGAAGCCGACAAAGGCCAGGACUAAAAGCACCUUAUUGUUUUACCUGCAGUAUUUUACUUUUACAUUUUAAAUCACUCACUGUUUUUGAAAUUGAAACUGUCUUUUAAUUUCUUAAUAAAGUUUGUGUUUUAAUGAACA